Lytechinus pictus (painted urchin) is the source of this 4286-nucleotide messenger RNA. Its product is annotated as deoxycytidylate deaminase-like. Gene Ontology annotation, biological process: pyrimidine nucleotide metabolic process. Gene Ontology annotation, cellular component: cytoplasm. Gene Ontology annotation, molecular function: dCMP deaminase activity; zinc ion binding. Lineage: Eukaryota; Metazoa; Echinodermata; Echinoidea; Temnopleuroida; Toxopneustidae. The record is from RefSeq and is a predicted model, not a curated record. The coding region runs from base 130 to 657 and encodes 175 amino acids. The transcript is spliced from 5 exons.
UCUUUUCUUGCGAGCUUAUUGUUUUGAAGAUACCGUACUUUAACUUUAUGUCAUAUUCGCGCGGAACUUUGUAAAUUUUGUUUUGUGGACGUGCCGCAAUCUCUGUAUUCAGCAGCAGAUAGGACAAGAAUGGCUGUGAAACGAGAGGACUAUCUUGAUUGGGCUGAUUAUUUCAUGGCCGUGGCUUUCUUAUCAGCACAGAGAAGCAAAGAUCCACGUACACAGGUUGGAGCGUGUAUUGUCAAUGAUGAAAAUAAAAUUGUUGGCAUUGGAUAUAACGGGAUGCCCAGAGGAUGCAGUGAUGAAUCAUUACCAUGGCAACGCAAGAAUGAUGAUUGGCUGGAGACCAAAAUUCCAUAUGUAUGCCAUGCUGAAAUGAAUGCAGUGAUGAACAAGAACUGUGCAUCAGUGAAAGGUUGCACCAUCUAUGUAGCUCUCUUCCCCUGCAAUGAGUGUACCAAGGUUAUAAUGCAAUCAGGAAUCAAAGAGGUCGUCUACAUGUCAGAUACCAAACAUGACAAACCUUCUAUGAUUGCAUCAAGAAGGUUGCUGGAUGCAGCAGGGAUACAAUACAGGCAACAUGUACCUAAGCAGAGCAGAGUAACCAUAGACUUUGGUGCUUUAGAAGACGAGAAAGACUCGACGAAUGACAGAUAGCAAGGCCCCAUGUGGGCGUACCAAGAUGAUAGAGGAGAAAAAUAAUGUUGAUGGAUCAAUUGAGAGAGAGAAAGAGAGAGAGAACUAACAAGUAAUUGUAUCAGUAUUUGGAUUUUGCUAUGAAAUAUCUACUUAUUACUUGAAAUGGAAUAGUGCCAAAUACUUAUCACCUUCUCAUGCACAGAGGAAGAGAAAAAGAACUUCAUGAGUGAAUAUGGAUUGCUUCGAAGUCCAUGGGUUCCAGUGCUUGCAUGAUACUUGUGUCGGUGAUUUAAGAAUUUAAUAAUUGGUAAUCUUUAUCUUGUAUCAUGUAUGUUGGAUCUAACUCAAUUCCAACUUUUAGUAAGAUAUGGAUGAAUUUUUAAAAUUUAAUGAAUUAGGGUCAGUGACUACUUAUCAAGUGGAAUUUUAAUGACAGUACAAUAUUUAAACAUCACAUGGGGAUAAUAGUUUGCAUUUUUGCUGUUUUUAAAGAUACUUUUUCCUUUUUAUAAUCAACUGUAUCAGUUGUAGUACUUGUAUUUUUUACAUUAGUAGUACUAUGAUAUGUUCAGUAAACUGUACAUUUGAAUAGCUGCCAGCAGUACUAGUUUUUAAGAUUCAUGAAUCAUGCAAAAGUGAACAUUCCACUUUCCUACUUGUGUAUUGGUCAGUCAGUGAUAAAAAAUUCACUGAAAUUGUUAUUGAUUCUUGAAUAUAAAUCAUUUGAAAUUUUUCUACUCAAAUAUGUUUUCCUUUUAUAUUUGUUUGAUAUUUUCUUUAAGCACAAUAUGUUAUUAGAACUAUUGGCCUCAGUUAAGUCCUGAAUCUUUGAACGACAUUAUAGCUUCCCCUGUUCAACUACCAAACAAUGUCAAGUUUAAGGGACAUUUGUUGGGACUCUGGUUUGAUCUGAAGUUAAGUCUGUCUAAUUUGACCUUCUAUAAGUCAAAAAAUCAGCCAAGUGGGAGAAAAAAAAUUUCAGCUUAGAACUUCCAGGUCUAUUUUCUCCUGGGCAGAUUCAACAUGUAUAUAGUUAGUCUUACACUGAUGAGGUUAUUUAAAGUAGUCAAGUCAUUUGAUUAAUCUUUCAAAAUUGAUCAAUUUUCCAUGCUCUUAAUAGGCUGCAAUAUUUGCAAUACUUUUUUAAUUUUUAACAUCUAUGUGUAUUUUUUGGUACAUCCCCUGACCUGCCUUGUGAAAUUGUUUCUGCAAUCAUUGUAGACCAAAAGAUGAUCUUAGCAUACAUGGAAUUAAGGGGUUGUGAGCUAGAGGGGGGGGGGGGAGGCUUUGGGGUAAAAAAAAAGUUGGCAGGACAGUAUGCCUAUAAACAUCUUUGUACUUUAUGGUCAAACGAUCUAAAUUUCUAUUCAGAUAGAGAUGUCCUACUAUUCAAUUGUUAAAGAUGGUAGACUAAAGUGCUUCAUGAACUCCACAAUUUUUGUUAUGCUCCUUGAGGAUUGUUUUGAUUAGUAUAUAUUUAACCUGUUAUCUAAAUUCUCAAGUGUCCAUAUUGGUAGGUGUUAGGUCUAACAAUAUCAUUUCAAGUGUCCUUUAUCUGCACAUUAUGUGAAUUGUAUUAAAUUGAUGGCCCCCUCAAUGCUUUGCUCGAUAUUUCCGGAGUGUGAAAAGAUAGUGCUGCAAAAUGUUAUGACUCUUUGAAUUCUCGCGCAACUUUUGAGACCAAAUUAGUGACAUACGGAUAUAGCAUCGCGACACCACAUGACUUUUUAUGAGACAAUCUUAUACUUCGUGUACAAAGUCUAUGGGAGAUGAAAUUCAUAAGAGGGUGAUUGUUUUUUAUUCUAAUUGGUCUGCUUAAUUAAUUUAGGGUUUAAUUUAGUUGUUAAAUGGUUUGUAAUAAUUUCCAUUGAAAAGAAAAUACGUAAAAAGAAAAAAGAAAAUCUAAAUACAAAGAAAUACAUAACAAAAAAUUUGACUUUUGCAAUUUUUCUUUGUAGAAUCCUUUAAACAAGAAUGCAAAUAUGACAUCUGGGAAAAAAUGAAAAUUUGAAGUGAAAUUGGGUGUUAAAUAUGCAAAUAAAGUUUUUAAUGAAUAAAUUUGCAUAUUUUAUUCAUGAUAAUUAAAUAAUUAUGUUCAGAUUUUUAUUUUUGCACUGGCUUGUAGUUUAUGUGGUAAAGAAUGUGCAUGCCAAAUUUCGGCAUAUUGCACAAACGGCGACCAGGAUCAGAAGGGGGGGGGGGACCAUCAUCUCCCCCUGCCCCAGUCCUCAAUACAUCUCAAAUAACUCAGUCUUUUUAAGGAAAACCAAUUAAAUGUUUAGAUAGAUAGAUAAAGGGUUUAUUUAUAAAAAUCAAGACAUCAUCCGGCUAAGGCUGAAUUGCGAUGUUUUUACAAGGUAAUAAUGACACACAAAAAAUGUUCAAACAAUAACACAGAUAAUUACAAAAUAAAUAAUACAGAUAAAGUAUGGUAUUGAAACUAUUGUGUUGUGGAAUUCUUGAAAGAAAUAUUAACUGAAAGUGAAUUGUGUGUCUGAAUUAUGUGCUGAUAAUAAUGACAUUUAGUCUACAAUAAAAAUUUACAUACUAAUGGUGCAAUGCAAUAAAAUUAAUUUUGAAUUGAGUUCAAAUAUAGCAAACUUGCAAUUUAAAGUAUUGGCUAGAGCAAAUAGAUCUUCACUUUCUGUGGCAAUGAGCAAACCAGUAAUCAAUUGCAAGUUUAAUUGUAAAACUGAUCCAAAAAAUUGACUAGCAAUGCAAAUUUCAUGAAAUACCCACCUAAUAUGGACUUCUUUUUCAUUGCAUUGCCCACUCAUGAUAGUAUGAUAAGUUUGUUCUAUGUUUAUGUUUUGAAUUCUUAAUUCUAAAUAUUUUCAUUGAUUUUUUUGUUUAAUUUUAAUUUGUUUAUGUACUGUUCAUACUUUCAGAAAUGUAAAUGAUUAUGUAGUUUCAAUCAUUGGUAGGCUGUCAAAAAAACUGUAUAUAAUAAAUUAAUAAUUUUGAGGACCACUCAGGAAAAGCUAUAUUUUAGAAUUAUGGCAUAAGUGACAACUUUUUUUGCCUAGGAUUAGAAAGAAUUCUCUACACAAAUUCACAUUCAAUAGUAAAGUAUUCAAACAAAAAGUCAGAAGACAAACAGCAUGGCCCAUAUUCUGAAGUCAGGUGUAACUAAGACCAUGGUGUAACUCUGUGCUAAAAUUGUUAUUAAGUUGUAUGUUUCUUGUGUUUAUUGUGCUCUUUCCUGAUUCAUUGAUGGUGAAGACAAUCAUCUAUUUAUACUUCCUAGACAAUUAUGAAUGAUUUGAAAGCCAAAUGAGCUGAAAUAUGAUAUCUAUACUGUUAGUGAUUUAUGUAACACUUGGCUUUCCAUACUUAAAUCACAACUUUAAACCUGAGUUUAAGUUAAACCUGACUUCAGAAUACGGGCCCAUGAGUUUACAAGUUAUAAAUAUUAAAAAACAUAAACAAUGAAUACAUGAAACUAUGAUCCAUACAUGUAGUUGGAACAUCUUUGACAGAAAUAAUUUUAACAUGUAUUUUAUCGCAGUCAUUGGUCUCUAGUAUUCAAUGCAUAUUUGAGAUUUAAUCAUCUAAUUUCAUAUCAUUUUAAUGUUUGUACAAUUUUUAAAGAUACAUAAGAAAAACCCAAACAUACAUGUAGCAUUAAAUAAUUGUAGUACAGUUAA